This is a messenger RNA of Cyclospora cayetanensis, 912 nucleotides long. RefSeq lists its product as uncharacterized. Lineage: Eukaryota; Apicomplexa; Conoidasida; Eucoccidiorida; Eimeriidae. The record is from RefSeq and is a predicted model, not a curated record. The transcript has 12 exons. Gene Ontology annotation, cellular component: checkpoint clamp complex; site of double-strand break. The coding region runs from base 1 to 912 and encodes 303 amino acids. Gene Ontology annotation, biological process: meiotic DNA integrity checkpoint signaling; telomere maintenance; mitotic DNA replication checkpoint signaling.
AUGAAGUUUAGCGCAUCUCUCCGCCUCGAGGCAGUGCCUCAUCUGAUAGGAAUAACUGCAGCCCUCCAAAGGCUGACCAAGGGAGGCCCCCCUGGGAGUUGUUGCCUGAAGCUGACGCCAAGAAAGCUGUUUCUCAACACGAGGCAACCGCUCUGCGAGCUUUACGCCGAACUUAAUAUGGCAGAUGUCUUUAGCCUGGGCUGGAUCCUGGAAAGCAAGCGCAGUGGUGCAGUGGCCCUCCAGAUCGACCCCAAGCAGCUGCAUGCAACCCUCAAGUUGGCACAGACAUGUCGUCGCAUUUCUGUUAAGCUGGCAAAACGGAAUGGUCAAGGGGCCUUAGUCUUCGAGUUCACUGACUUGCAACUGGCAAAUGUGUGGAUCACACAAGACUGCCCAGUGGUGCCUCUCCAGGGCGCAGCUGUGGACGAAGCUCAAACUCCCGAUAUUCCUCUCUGCAAGUCAAAUGUGGAGCUGCCCAAAGUGAAGACUCUCCUCGCGAUGCUCGAACGCCUCCGAAAACUUGGAAGCGACGAGUUGACUUUAGAAGGGAUGACAAAUCAACAGGAUCCCAGCGCCCUCGACCUAUCGAUCUCGGCAGCCUCCGACUUGGUCACUGCCAAGGCCAUGUACACUCGCUGCAGCCGGCUGGUGCCGGAAGGGCAAGAAGCUCUGGAGGAUAUCUCCUUUGUUCGGUCUGUCUUGACGAAGCACCUCAUCGCUGGCCUAAAGGCGUUGGUGGACUGCAGCAACAGCAACCAGGGGAAGGAGCCAGAGGGUCUCGUGGCUCUACUUGUGCCAGAGGAUGAGACGGUUCACGGAUGGCUGUCAGUUGUGCUGCAGAAUGAAGGGCUCGAGAGUUUUCGCGUGUUGUUUGUAGUUCCAACAGCAGCGGCAAAGGGUCCUAUCGAGUGA